Molecule: messenger RNA, 2125 nt
Organism: Fragaria vesca subsp. vesca
Lineage: Eukaryota; Viridiplantae; Streptophyta; Magnoliopsida; Rosales; Rosaceae
Product: pentatricopeptide repeat-containing protein At2g30780-like
Exons: 3
Coding region: 1-1566 (521 amino acids)
Molecular function (GO): mRNA binding; protein binding
Source: RefSeq, a predicted model, not a curated record
AUGAAACGAAUAUGGAGGCUCUCCGACGGGGCCCAAUUGGAGGUCUUGAGCCGCUUCUCCGCAAAACCCAAAACCCCAACAACCCCAUACUCCUACACUCUCACCAACUCCCCCAAUUUCCGAUUCACUCGCGACGUCGUCAACAAUGCCCAGAACCCUCCUCCUCCUCCUCCUCCGCCGCCGCCCUACCCCUUCUCCUCCGUCAUUGAUAUCUUCGUCGACCGCCCCACCCUUCAAGAGAUCAGAGCCCGCGAGGAUCUAGGCCGCAAGCUCAAUCAACUCGCGGAGGAGCUGGUUCAGACCGCCGGCCGUUCGGAGAAGAUUGCUAGGGUUUUGGAGGACGAGGGCUCUCAGGUUUUAUGGAGCCAUGGUUUUAGGGAUGUGAAUGUUAUUGUGGAGCUUAUGCAUCAGUUGGGUAGGUGGCCUCAUUUGGCCCUGGAGGUUUUUAAUUGGAGGAGAAACCAGGCGGAUGGUAGCAAUCCUAUGACAGCAGCGGAAUAUACUAAGGCUAUUACAGCGGCAGGUAAAAUCAAGAAUGUUCAACUUGCCCUCGAGUUAUUUGAUGAAGCUAUUAACAAGCGACUCAAGACAACCUAUAUUUAUAAUGCAUUGAUGAUGGCUUAUGUGCUCAAAGGCCAUACUGCUAAAUGUCAGUAUUUGUUUCGGGACCUCAAGAGGGAACGGGAUUGCAGACCUACCAUUGUGACAUACAACAUUCUCAUUUCUGUGUUUGGUCGAUUGAUGCUGGUUGAUCAUAUGGAGGCAACUGUUCGGGAGUUAAAGGAAUUAGAUCUCUCCCCUAGUGUAUACACAUACAAUAAUUUAAUUGCUGGGUACAUUACUGCUUGGAUGUGGGAUAGAAUGGAACGUACUUUUCAAAAGAUGAAGGCAGGCCCUGUUAGUCCUGCUAUUAGCACCUACUUGCUAAUGCUUCGAGGAUAUGCUCAUUCAGGUAAUUUGAAAAAGAUGGAGGAGAUGUAUGAGUUGGUAAGACAUCAUGCAAAUGACGAGGAAAUCCCUUUGAUAAGGGCUAUGAUAUGUGCAUAUUGCAGGAGCUCUGUUAAAGACAGAGUGCAAAAAAUACACACACUAAUGAACCUUAUUCCAGAAGAUCAAUACAGACCUUGGUUGCAUGUAUUGCUGAUUAAGCUUUAUGCUCAGGAGGAUUGUUUUGAAGCAAUGGAGAGGUCAAUAAAUGAAGCAUUUGAGCGAAAAACCUCCAUACAUACUACCCGUUUGAUGCGAUCUAUAGUUGCCAGUUAUUUCAGAUGCAAAGAGGUGGACAGACUAGCACAUUUUGUGAAGCGUGCAGAAGGUGCUAGGUGGAGAAUUUGCCGGUCCCUAUAUCACUGUAAGAUGGUCAUGUAUGCAUCAGAACAGCGCUUAGAAGAAAUGGAGAAUGUCCUUGGUGAAAUGGCGUGUUUUAACUUUGGCUGCACUAAGAAAACAUUUUGGAUAUUGUAUCAGGCCUAUUCUAGCUGUGGUGAAAGAAAUAAGGUUGCGAAAGUAUUAGGGUUAAUGUGGAAGCAUGGUUAUGAAGUUCCAUUGGAGGUAAUGCCAUCAUGAUUCUUUUUGUCACUUUGGUAGAACAUAUUGGAUACUAGAAAUUGCAUAAGGCUUUAAGCCAAUAUCUCCGAGAGAUAUAUCACGUCUCUAAUACGCAACAGGGGUUCAACGUGUUUCUCAGAAUCUGUACACUAUUCGAUGGACCAUGGCUGUCAAAAUGCUGAAUGCUAUAGAAAUCCAAAUAAGUUCCACCAAGUCAUCGAAGAGUUCCAGCGUAAAAUCCGAGCAUGUGUGAUUGAAUCUACUAACUUUUAGCAAAUUAGAUUGACAAAGAAUAGACCUUGCCAUAUCUGAGGGACUGUAGAUGAUGCCACAAAGAACAUCUGAAACAAGACCAAGGUAAUAUUCUUAAAGUAUUUUCCAGAUUCUUGCAUGUACUUUCUGAUAGUAUAAAACAAAAAUUUUGCCGCCAAUUCAAUUUAAUGAUGGUUCUUUCAAGUAGGAUUCAUCCAGCUGCAGCUUAAUUGAAUCUGCAUGGCUUUGUAAACUAACCUGUUUGGAUGAUAGAUAUGUAUUAAACUAUUAAUACUGAAGAACAAAUAAGUAGUUCCCAUUCUUC